AUGAAUGCCAUCCUCCUCUUCUUUCUGCUCUACUCGGCCUCUGGCCAAGACAUUGAGUUUGUGGACACUCCCCGUUUGUUCGAACCGAUCAGAGUUCGUCCGAUUGGUCUGGAAAGGGGAAGAUUGUAUUAUUUCCAUUUGGAGAUUCGACCGGUAGAUGUGCUGCCCGGGAAGGAGGAGAGCGAAUGGCGGAGGAUUCUCACGAAAAGCGAACAUAUCGGAAAUGAAUUCGAGUUUGGUUGUGAAUGGGUCACGGCCACGGGAAUUUACAGAAUCAAAGUCAGUUCUUUUUUUUUGGCUUUGAUAUUUAUUUUUAACUUGACGCAACUUUGGCAAAAAUUAACAAAAAUUUUUGCAGGCAAACGAAGAGAACUCGACCACCUCAAUAAUCUCCCCUUCAUUACGGUUACUAAAGCCAUCUGCAUACAUCCGCCCACGUCUUGCCCUCAGGGAAGAUUCCAUUUUUCCGAAUUGUGAUCGAGAUUAUGACUUGUCUUGGACCCUCCCCAACUGCUCAUUGGCCUCCAAAUCCGACGAAUUUCGGGUCCGAGUGUCGGCGGUUGAUUCCGCCGGCGCUGAGCUUUAUAUGGGCGAAUUCAAAGCGUUGACCGAGCCACCAAGAAGUUUCGGGAUCUCGUGCGGCCAAUUCGACAUCAUCCAUGAGAAAUUCUGCUUUGAGCUGGUUUCGCUGCAUUCGUUCAAUCAGCAGCUGGAUUUGUGGGAUCGGAAAUGCGUCAAUACGGAGCCAGGUAUGGAAUUUGAGAGUAUGCUAUCCAAAAAUAAAUAAAAAUAAGAAAAUCGCCUCGUUCUAGUCAAGUUGAUAGCCUUCUAUUUUAGUGGAUUUCCAUCCCAAAAUACCCUUUUUUAUCUUCGACCUGCCAUGUUGAUUCUUCCCGACAAUUCUUUUGAGCCGUAAAAUUCGCGGCUCAUUUCCCUCGGGAAUACGAAAAAAUUUUAAUUUCGACGGCAAUUAUAAAACAAAUGCCGUUCGCGGGCAGAUACGGAGGCCAAUAUUAGGCUAGUCAAGAUGGACAUACGAGAUUGUUGGGAGUAAUGUGAUUAUGCAUUGCAUAAAAAAGAUAAUGGAAAAAUAUAGUGGAAGUAUGAAAGUGUAAUUUUUUUUGGAAAAAGCUGAAAUUUUAUUAUAUAGGGUAUCAAAUUCUAUGUUUAUUAUAUUCUAAAAACAAGGAGUUUCCUCGUAUUUUACCCCCUAAUCUCUUCAGUCCAACGAAUCGACGGUGCUUGGUCGCAGUGGGCCGAAUGGUCAUCUUGUAGUCGCUCUUGUGGAAAGGGCCGGCGAAAACGACGCCGCGAAUGUAACAACCCAAAACCCCUGAGGGGAAAGCCCUGUCCGGGCAAGUUGAUUGAGACCCAACAAUGUAACGAACACAAAUGUCCAAUGGAAGUCCGAGCGCCCCCAAACUCCACCAUGAAUCACUGUGAGUGUGGUUGUGUGUUGACGGAGAUGAGUGGAAGUCUGUUUGCGAGGGCUUCCAGAUUCUGUUUGAAUCAGACGCUGCAUUGGGUGGUGCCGGCGAGGUAUUUGGCCAAAUUGAAGUUGGUUUUUGUGGAUCAAUUGGCCGAGGAUCAGGCAAUUCGGGUGUUUGGAAAGGAGGGAGAGGCAAGCGAUUUUUUUUUGAAUAUUCUUUUCAUUGUCAAAUGCCUUGGUAAAGGCUAAAUUAAGCAAAAAUAUCUCUAAUUUUUAAAUAUGCCAAUGUUAAUUUUCAGGAGUCUUUCUGGCUCAACGGUGAUGCCCAACCACUCCCAACUGCCAUCACAUUAAGCCUUCAAAACGAUGUAAAUAUUGUGUUAACAGCAACGGGUCAAUCGGCGGACAAAAUGACCGGAGCUUUCAUUGAUUACCAAAUUAUUCCAGGUAAUAUUAUUCAUUGAUAUCUUCAACGUAUUUUACACUAAUAUCUUACAAAAAAACCAUAUAUUUUUUCCGUAUUUUAGAGCCCUCAAUCACGCCCAAUGGAAUGGAAUAUUCGGCGUUUUUGGGCAAUCGCUUUGUCAACUGCCAGACUCGACAAUGCCAUGCGUUUGUUACGGUAAUGUCGUUGCUUGUUUGUCUAACAGCAAUCGCUACUUUCGUGGUGGUACCACCACUAAUUUGCUCGUUCGUGACCAAAUACAAAAAGAAAAAGAAGAGCAAGUCAGCACUUCUUGGGUCAUAUCAGUAAGUGCAUUUUUAUUGGUUUGAGGUUUAGAAAGCGGGCUGUAAAAUGAAAACUGUAGAUUGACAGCUGAGACUGGAAAAAGAGAAGCUUAUCGCAAGAGUUUAGAAAAAAAUACGAACACUUUUUUGUUUACGAUAGCCAUAAAAACCUUGAACUCAAAGAUUACUACAAAUUUGACAUUUUUUGCAAUUUUUGAGCUAAAGCAAUGCAAAUUCUGUUGGAAACAUUGGCUAAUCCGUUCAGUAAUCUAUUUAUAUUUUCAGCGCGGAUUCUGAUAUGAUUCGCUCAGGCGGCACCGACUCCACACACGUCUCCUCCAAUCCCCCGACCGGGAAGCCCCCUCUUCCACCAGACCGUCAACUCAACGGCGGCACUCAAGUGGUCGUCGCUCAUCGCUCAAUUGGUGUUCAACGUUCGUUGCAAACAACUCCGCGAACUCAACGAUCGGCCAGAGAAACUCCAAUGCCGAAUGCUUCGAUCGCGUCGGUCGAUUUGGAAUAUGAUUAUUAUGAUCCGCCGAUGCCGGGGAGUUUCAUUAAACCGGCGCUUCCGGAGAUCGACAUCGAUGAUAUUGUUCAUAAGGAGACUAGUGGAUGGCUGGACAGUCCACCAAUUAAUGGGAUCAAUGGAGUUGGAAAUGGGGUCAGCUUGGGCGAGUAG
Bursaphelenchus xylophilus (pine wood nematode) is the source of this 2840-nucleotide messenger RNA. NCBI's taxonomy places the organism in Eukaryota, Metazoa, Nematoda, Chromadorea, Rhabditida, Aphelenchoididae. The record is from the annotation of a GenBank genome assembly.